Molecule: messenger RNA, 1064 nt
Organism: Hibiscus syriacus
Lineage: Eukaryota; Viridiplantae; Streptophyta; Magnoliopsida; Malvales; Malvaceae
Product: outer envelope pore protein 24A, chloroplastic-like
Exons: 3
Coding region: 187-846 (219 amino acids)
Biological process (GO): regulation of monoatomic ion transmembrane transport
Molecular function (GO): voltage-gated monoatomic cation channel activity
Source: RefSeq, a predicted model, not a curated record
CCCAGGCCCAGAAAUUACAAUGGCGCCUAAAACCCUUCUUCACAAAGGUUUAUCUUUUUCAUCAUUUGCAGGAAGCUGCUGUUGUUGGAAAGGGCUCAAAGACCCUUUAAAUAAGCACAACAAAAUCCACCUCUUCAGAACCCUUAGGCCUUGGGACCAAGAAAACAAUAUAAGCAACAGAAGAAGAUGAUGAAUGCUGCGGUGUCAUUUAUAGGAGGAACCAACGGCGACAAGAAAGGCUUGGCCGCCACGGUGACAGCCAACCCAGGAGAGCUUAAGCUCCGAGCUGCACUAUCGGACACCAACUUCACUGAUGGCUCCGCCGUGAAACCCGACAACAUUUUACUCUCUGUUGAGAAGCCCGGUUCUUUCACCGUCGACUUCGACAUCCCCAAAAGGGAUGUUCGGUUUCAGUUCUUGAACACGUUUAAGGUGGAGGGUAAGCAGCUGAAUUGGGUGUACACUCACUCGAAGAAUGAAAAUCGGACAGUACUGGAUGGGACCCUGUUGUUGGAUUCAGCCAACAAGAUAUCUGCCAGCCAUGAACUCGGUUCUAUGAAUUGCAAGUUGAAGUACAGUUAUGUGCAUAGAGGGUUGGUAACCUUUGAACCCUGCUAUGAUUUGGCCAACAAUUCUUGGGACUUGGCUGUUUCCAGGAGAAUUGGUGUUGCUGAUCUAAUCAAAGCUACCUAUGAGACAUCGAGUCGGAUUUUGGGUGUUGAGUUGUCUAGUAGCUCAUUAGUCAAUGAGACCGGAAGGCUUAAGGUUUCAGCAUCUUUCAGUCUGACAGAGGGCUUACAGUCGCCGAAACUAAGCGUAGAGAGCAUGUGGAACUUUCCGGUAUAGUCUCUCGAUAACGAGCUUCAUUUUUUUCCAACGUAUAAAACCCGGUAGUUAUAAUAUGCUGUUAGACUGUGCCUUGUUCAUAUGAGAUCCCCUUCAGGUAGCAUUUAUUUACUGUUGGUAUUAGUUUAGCUACAAAAAGGAAGAACAAUGGCAGACCUAGAAUUAUUCUCUGUUAUUAUUCUCGAGCUUUUCUUAUAUAAUAGGACAGUCUGUCUCGG